AUGACAACCAACGGCAUCACUCCCAGCGAAGAGGACAUCCACGCGCUCCGCGCCUUCAACCGCUUCUACACGCGCCAGGCCGGCGUGCUUGGCCCGUACCUGUCGUCGGACCUAUCUCUGACCGACGUGCGUGUACUAUACGAGCUCGCCCACCCUGCCGACGGCGCGCCCACGGCCACCGAGAUCGCUCGUACCCUCGGUCACGAUAACGGAUACCUCAGCCGUAUCCUCAAGCGGUUCGAGGCGCGCGGAUGGCUCCUCCGUACUCCGCAUCCCCGCGACGGGCGUCAGAGUCUUCUUUCCCUCACCCAGGCUGGACUGGACGCCUUUGCUCCCCUCGAGGGACGAAGCCACGCGCAGGCGGGCGACAUGCUCGCGGCCCUAGGGCCCUCCGAGAGGGAUGAGUUGAUGGGCGCCCUCUCGACUGUGAGGCGGCUGCUCGACGACUCGGUCGUCAAGGAGGAGGUCAAAGAACUGGAGACCAAGGAUGAGGUAACCUUCCGCGGUCUGCAGCCGGGCGAUAUUGGUUGGGUCGCGAUGAUCCACGGCGCCCAGUAUUUCGCCGAGUACGGGUGGGGCCGCGACUUUGAGAUCUUGGCCGCGCAGGUCGUUAUUGACUUUGCGCGCGACAAGGAUCCGCGCAUGCGUUCGUGGAUCGCCGAGCGCGGAGGCGAGCGGGUUGGAUGCGUGUUCAUGAUGCGUGGACGCGACGACGAGACGGCAAAGCUGAGGCUACUCUGCCUCACUCCCGGCGCCAGAGGGGCUGGCCUUGGUGCUCGACUGGUCGACGAGGUGCUCGCGCAUGCACGCGCGAUGGGGUUUAAGCGCCUCGAGUUAUGGACGCAUUCGUGUCUCACCGCCGCACGGGACAUAUAUGGGCGGCGCGGGUUCGUGCUCACUGAAUCCAACCCGUAUGUCGCUGAGGGUGGGAUCGAGCUGGUCGGUGAGAACUGGGAGGUAGAGUUGUAG
This is a messenger RNA of Cutaneotrichosporon cavernicola, 969 nucleotides long. RefSeq lists its product as uncharacterized. Lineage: Eukaryota; Fungi; Basidiomycota; Tremellomycetes; Trichosporonales; Trichosporonaceae. Gene Ontology annotation, biological process: regulation of DNA-templated transcription. The record is from RefSeq and is a predicted model, not a curated record. Gene Ontology annotation, molecular function: DNA-binding transcription factor activity; acyltransferase activity, transferring groups other than amino-acyl groups. The transcript has a single exon. Bases 1 to 969 code for a protein of 322 amino acids.